Molecule: messenger RNA, 6676 nt
Organism: Danio aesculapii
Lineage: Eukaryota; Metazoa; Chordata; Actinopteri; Cypriniformes; Danionidae
Exons: 1
Coding region: 2320-3846 (508 amino acids)
Biological process (GO): DNA integration
Molecular function (GO): nucleic acid binding
Source: RefSeq, a predicted model, not a curated record
AUAGCAUUUUUUUUUAUUGUUAGAUUUUGCUAAACAUUUACUAAUAAAUGCAAACAUAAAGGGUUUCUUCUUUUAAAGGGUUAACAGUGAUAAUGUGUGUACAAGAAAGAGGAACCCAACUUCCUGCUACUGGAGGCCUGCUGCUAAGUGUGUGUGUGAGAGACGUAUAAAAAAGCCGGAAGGACAGCAUAAAGGCAGAGGGGCUAAUACAUUAGUACAUCUCUCCUGCGCAGAAAUUGUACUCUCUAACUUCUUGCAUUCGAAAUAAAACUUGUUAAUUUUCAAUUCAGAUCUCCGUCAAUUUUUGAACAUGCAAUGGACCAUUUGAGUCCAACAAUUGGUGACCCGACGACGUGAUUGACUGGAGACUGUCAAAUAGAUGAACGUUUAUUUCUGAUGCCAAAUCCAGAGGCGCCUCUCUAAAAGAAAGGUAAGCAGAAACCUUUUUCUAAAAUUCUGCUAUUGAAUAUUCUAAAUAAGUGGCUUUUGGCAUCGGUAAAUAUGUUGUUCAUUUCUUUGAUACAUUUGAUGCAUGCAGGAGGUUACAGACUACAUAUAAAAAUAAAAAAAUAAAAAAGAGAAGAAUGAAUUGUGAUAAGUUGUGAUAGAGAAAGUUAGGGUGAAUCGUUAGGAUUUACGGAGAAGUCCUGUUCCCUAAAUAGGCAAUUAGGGUGAAUCGUUAGGAUUUACGGAGAAGUCCUGUUCCCUAAAUAGGCACUUAGGGUGAAUCUUUAGAUUUACGGAGAAGUCCUGUUCCCUAAAUAGGCAAAUAAAUUGGAAAUUGUCUGUCUUGACGAAGUCAUUCAUAUUUCCAAUUAUCAGGGUGAAUACACAAGUAUUUAAAGGAGAAGCCCUUUUCCCUGAGGAGGCAAAACCCUUGAAAAUCCCUCUUAUUCUGACGAGAAUUUGAUAUUUUCAAGUAAAUUUCUCAAGGAUAGCAGGUUUAGUGAAUUGAGAAAUAGUGAGAGUGUAGGGAUAGGGAUAAAAAAUAAAAUAAAAAAUAAAAGGGAUUAAAAAAAUUUAAAUAAAAAAUAAAUAAAAAAAAAUGGAAGGAGAAUUUGAUAGAGAAUGUGAGGAAUAUGAUUGUCCUCCACUAAGACAACAAUGGGAUAAAAUGGUAGAUAUCUUAUUGGCACAAACUGAUCAAAAAGAUAGAAAAAACGGAUAAAAGAACUGGGAGAAUGUACGCGCGAAUUUAUUGAACAUUAUAGCACUGAUUGUAUGGACAAAAAGGGGGUCUCUGUUUCAGAAAGUGGGAAUAAAAGAGAAAAGAGCACAAGAAGCUGUUUUCAGACACAGAAAAGAGGAAGUAAGGCUGUUACACAAGCGAGCCCAUGCAAAGAAAGAAAAACAGUUAGAUAAAGAUUUGAGAAGAUGUUCUAGAGUUACACUCGCAGCAUCUGUACUAAAAUCAAAGAAAAGGGAAGUGAACAGCAAAGAAGCUGAAGCUAAACUGAGUAAAAAACAGGAAGCUGAGGCUGAGACUAAGACUGAUCAGAUAGCGACGCCCUAUGCCCCACCAUACAGAGGCUAUACCAAGAUCACUCCAAAACCCAACUAUAAGCCAGCAACCGAAGCAGUUAGUGGUCAAUAAAGAACAGGAAAUUUAAACAUUGGGAUGGUAAAAAAGGAGCAGCAUACAUAAAUAGAUACUUUCAAAGACUGAGAAGAAGCAUGCGAUGAAAACCAAAUGUCUAACGCUGUUACUAAUAGAAUUUUCAGGGCAGCAGUGUUACAAGGAGCUCCUGCUGGUGUGACCCAGGCCAUGGAACAGUCUCCUGAGGUACCAGGCAGUGAUGAUACUAAAUGCAAAGGUAUGCAGUAGAUUUCAUAGACAAAGCAGUAGAGAGAGCGGACAUAGAAGGAAGUGAGUUGUUAAAGCUGAAAAAAAAAAGAAUUUUGAAACUGUAGCUUGAGAAAAGGAAGUCAGCUAAAAAUAAAAUAAGGGCCUGAAUGCCUCCCCACUUCCUGAAACAGACAACCCAAUAACACUGUUUACAGAUGGUAGCUGCCAAAGGGCAGAUGAUGGAACUCUGAAAGCAGGCUUUGCUGUGGGUAAAUUACAGAAUGAUCAAUUGGUCACCAUACAAUCUGGAACCCCUAAUUGGCAAACAAUCUGCACAAAAAGCAGAACUAUUGGCCCUAAUCAAUGCAUUGAGACACUCAAAAGGACAGUCUGUCAACAUCUACUCUGAUUCUGCAUAUGCAGUGUCCACAGCCCACGUGGAGCUGCCUGUGUGGAUCAGAUGUGGAUUCACAACUUCUUCUGGCCGGCCUAUUACUCAUGAGAAAGAAGCAUAAGAGCUCUCUGAAGCCAUAAUGUUGCCAGACAAAGUGGCUUUUAUCAAGUGCACUGGUCAUUCUCAAGGAACUGACCUAAUAUCAAAAGGGAAUGAAGCAGCAGACUUGGCGGCAAAACGUGCCUCAGGCUACCUACAGGGUCAGUUUGUGGUCACAUCUGAGCCAGACGUGACAUCCCUCCUACCAGAAUUCUCAAGAGAAUUCUUAUCCGAGCAGCAAGACAUGGCUGCUCCUGAAGAAAAGUCUGUGUGGAAAUACAAAGGGGCAAUCAGACACGAGGAUGGCCUUUGGACAGCAGCUGAUGGUAGAGCUUUGCUCCUAGCAUCACUAGUCCCAAGCGUGUUGAAAGAAGCCCACACACAUGCACACUGUGAUGAUAAGCAAAUGUCGCGAGCAUUGCAAUCAUGGUGGCAUCCUUUUAUGCCACACCUAAUUUCUGGGUACAUAAGGACAUGUGACAUUUGUCAGAUGCACAAUGUCAAACCAACUAUGAAACCAUCUCAGGGAUCGUUCCCAUUGGCAAAUGGCCCUGGAGAUGAAGUUAUAAUUGAUUUCACUGACAUGAUUGAAAGGGUAAAUGGUAAACAAUACUUGCUUGUUAUGAUUGAUGCAUAUACAAGAUGGCCAGAGGCCUUCCUGGUGGGCAUGGAAGACAGCACUGCUGUCAUUAAAUGUCUGAUAAACCAUUACAUCCCACGUCAUGGUUUUCCAAGCCGGGUCAGAUCUGACAACGGCUCACACUUCAAAAAUGAACAUCUGGCUGAUGUUGAAAAGGCAUUGGGUUUAGUACACCAUUUCGGGGCAGUCUAUCACCCACAGUCACAAGGUAAGGUUGAGCGGUUGAAUCUAACAUUGAAAAACAAAUUGGCUGAAAUCUGUGCACAGACUAAAUUGACAUGGUUGGCUGCUCUUCCACUGUCUCUCAUGUCAGUAAGGAGCUCUGUGAGUAGGGCAACAGGAUACACGCCUUUUGAACUGUUGACUGGUCGCCAAUUUCCUGGCCCACUGACCCCACUACAAUUGCAACCAGUACAACCGUUAUCACACAAAAUUUACUAUGACAAAUUGACUGCUCUAAUUGAAUCUUUUGACAAAAUGUUACCAACUGAUUUUAGGGGACACGAAUAUCAAGCACCCCUACCUGACCGAACUUGGGACUGGGUGAUAUUGAGAAUCUACAGGCGUAAAUGGAAAGAGCCUCGCUGGUCUGCUCAAAUUAAGUGCUGUCCGGCGGACCCACAGUCCAGAUCAUUGGACGACACCAGAGUGGACCUUGCUUCGCAGGUCCAAGAGAGGGAGGAUACCACAGGAGGUACAGGAGGGAGUGAGGGUACCACAAAAGGAGAUGACACACAAACACGUACACACGAUAACAAUUUUCAUCCAUCACAAAGUAACCUACAAACUUUACAGGUGGUCCAUAAAACUGGGGAUUUAUUCGCAGCCCCUAAAGGAGAAGCUGUAGCCCAUUGUGUCAGUGCAGACUGUGCAUUUGGAGCGGGCAUAGCGAAAAAUUCAGACAAAGAUAUAGUGUUGACAAGGUAAAGGCCCAGAGAAAAACAAAAGGUGACUGUGCUACAACUUACGAGGCAGACAUAAUAGUUUUCCACCUGAUCACAAAAAACGUUUGCCAGAGACCUACCCACAUAUGAGGUCUUUGAGAGCAGUCUAAUCUGCAUGAGAACGUGGUGUGACAAAUUACACAUCACCAGAUUGUCAAUACCCCGGCUGGGGUGUGGUUUGGAUAUGUUGGAAUUCUAUAGAGUUCUCCACAUUAUUGAAAAUACAUUUAAAGGCCAGAAUAUAACCAUUUCAGUUUAUACGUUAGAAUAAGUUUACUGUGCUUGCUAUUUUUUAUUAUAGCUUAUAUAUCAUUUGCUGUUAACACAAUAAUGCUGUGAAAAAUAAGAUAAAAGGAGGAUCAGAAUUGAAUAAUAAGGAAAACCAGCAUCAAUAAAACAUGAGGGUCAAGCUGUGGGAAAACUGGAAACUAUUGGGGAUAGUGGGGAUAUUAACACUGAUAAUAGUGGGGACAAUUCUAGGAGUAGGAAAAAGUCACAACAGGAAUGAAACUUCAACUGUAAAACCAACCAGAGUAAAAAGAUCCCUAGGGAAAGAAAAGAGGUGUUCCAAGUAUUAUGGAGGGCUGUCCAUAGAAUAUGUAAAGGGAGAGACAACAUCUUACACAUUUGAUCUAUGUCAGGUAAUUGACUGUGGGGGACACAAUAGUUCGUGGCGAGGAUAUGACGUAUAUGUUUGUUUAGAUCAGACUAUGAAUGCAUGGUGUAACAUGAGGGGUAAAGCGGAUAAUAAGUGGUGUAGAGGGUAGGAUCAAGUAGUGGGGUACACAGGGAAAUGGACACCAAACCCAACAUGGUUAGGGAAUUUUAAAAACGAGUGGAGAAAACUGAAAAUACAAAGGGAUUAUAGUCCUACCCAGAACCCUAUUACUAUGUCAAUAGGGGAGUGGACAGGAUACCCCUUAGAUGAGACCCAUUAUGCUGGGAAAAACAAUCCGCCUAAGUUUCUCCAUAUACUAUUAGGAGUUGAGAUAUCAGGAACUGACCCCCUGGGAAUCAUAGAAAUUGAGUUUUUAGAUAAGGUUAAUGUAAUAGAUAGAAACAAGACAAUGACUAUAUGACCACAAUCAGAGAUCAUAGUAGAGAAGUAGAGGUCAAAGGGUUGUAAUAGAAAUGGAUUACACCAAAUUAACUCCUGAAGAUAUUUUAGAUAUCACGGGAUAAGGGAAAACUACGAAAGGUAUAUGUGCAAUGGUUAGGUUGGCAGCACCAGUAACACUGAUUGGCAAGAGACGAGAGGGAAGGGGUGAAAGUAUAGCUGGGAGAAGAAAUAGGGACGCAACGUUUGACUUAACCACAAAUUCCCCAACCUAUAUAGAUUCAAUAGGGGUCACGAGAGGAGUCCCUGAUCAAUACAAAACUAGUAGACCAAAUUGCUGCCGGGUUCGAGAAUAUCCCAAUAAUUUCAGCCCUAUUCCCGGUCACCCCAAGUAAAAUGUGGAUAGAAUAAAUUAUGUGCACUAUAAUGUCAUGAGAUUGGCAAAUCUGACACAAGAUGUCGUAGAAGGAUUAUCAGAACAAUUGGCUCCAACCUCAUUAAUGGCAAUACAAAAUAGAAUAGCACUAGACAUGCUAUUGGCGGAAAAGGGGUGCCAUGUUCCAAGAUUUUUGCUGCACUUUUAUUACCAAUAAUACCACCCCAGACGGAUCAGUAACGAGGGCUUUAGAAGAAUUAAAAACCCUUUCUAAAACAAUGGCAGAACACUCUGGUGUAAAUAACCCAUUUGAUGAUUGGCUGACCGGUGUGUUUGGAAAAUAUAAAACCAUGUUUACAUCAAUUUUGAUCUCUUUAGCUACAUUUGUGGCCAUAAUAGUGACCUGUGGAUGCUGUUGCAUCCCGUGUAUCAGAACAUUGUGUAACAGGGUGAUAAUUGCAGCAAUUGAAAAGAAAGAUGGAGCUCCACCCCCUUACACAAUGCCUCUGCUGAUAUCUCCAGGAAAUAAUGAUGAUGAGGAGGAGGAAUAUGACUUAUAAAUGUUGUUUUUUCCCAAUAACUGUGCUUCUUUGCAGAUGCUGAUUCAUCACAAGUUAUAUGUUUUCUAGAUAUUGAUGUUUGAGAAAUUUGCUGUUUGAAAAUGUGUUAAGAUUUAAAUUUUGAUUAUUGAAAUGUUUGUAGUCUAGAUAAUUUCAGUGUGAUUGACUCAGCUGACAUGUUGUGGUUGCCCAAACGUCAAUUAGGGAAUCGACUGGGUGCCUUUCCCCACAGGGGUUUUCGGCCCAGUCCAGCCUGAGCACACUGGUUUAUAGGGAAUUUAUAGAGAGUAUCAUUGUUUGACUGUUAUGAUUGUGUUUAUUGCUUUUAUUUUUCUAAGUGGUCUGAUAUGAUGUUUCCGGUGAACAUGUGGUGGCUGCCCAUAAGCCAACUAGGGGGCCGCUUGGGUGUCUUUCCUCACAGAGGUUUUCGACCCAAGCUCAUCUGGACAUAUUGGACCAAGAAUUCUGAGAUUUUUUAAGUGUUUAUUAAAGUGGUGUGGCCUCUUUUCAGAGGCCAAGAGAGGGAUUGAAGGAUAGCAUUUUUUUUUUUAUUGUUAGAUUUUGCUAAACAUUUACUAAUAAAUGCAAACAUAAAGGGUUUCUUCUUUUAAAGGGUUAACAGUGAUAAUGUGUGUACAAGAAAGAGGAACCCAACUUCCUGCUACUGGAGGCCUGCUGCUAAGUGUGUGUGUGAGAGACGUAUAAAAAAGCCGGAAGGACAGCAUAAAGGCAGAGGGGCUAAUACAUUAGUACAUCUCUCCUGCGCAGAAAUUGUACUCUCUAACUUCUUGCAUUCGAAAUAAAACUUGUUAAUUUUCAA